Anastrepha ludens (Mexican fruit fly) is the source of this 1170-nucleotide messenger RNA. Its product is annotated as nuclear pore complex protein Nup160 homolog. The record is from RefSeq and is a predicted model, not a curated record. Lineage: Eukaryota; Metazoa; Arthropoda; Insecta; Diptera; Tephritidae. The transcript is spliced from 4 exons. Bases 345 to 716 code for a protein of 123 amino acids.
UUUACUGAGCUAUUGGUGCAAAUGGAACAUUUAUUCUCGUAUCCCAAUUUAUUGACUCGCGGUUCUCCUUUAAUUUAAUUCAUCUAAAAUUUUAGCACAAUUUAAUGUGGCUGUAUCAUUGCUAGACCGUGGUGAAUCAUACAAAGCACUGGUUCGACUCGCUACUUAUCGAAAAGACGUACCAAGGUCCACAAGAAUUGGCAAUAAUUUUAUCUUGUUGUGGUUUACAUACUGCUGUAUUGAUUCUGCUUACUGGCUUCCGAUUACCACCUCUUCCCAUAUGGGUACGCCGUAUUACCAGGGAAACCGCCAAUGAAGCAUGGGCGUGGUUACAGGAAAAUGAAAUGGCUGAUUUGCCUCAUCGCAAUAAAGCAGCCAAUAUGGCCCGGUCACUGUUACAAAAACUCAUUUAUGAUUAUGAGUUAGAAAAUUCUACUAGCGUACGUAAAUAUAUAGAAAACAAGCUCCUAAGUCUGAACACUUUUCUACCGCAAUAUCUAAAUAAUGACUACAAGUUGGCGAAUUGUUCUGAGCUGUUGUAUUUGUUCGUCAAACAUAAUCCCUUAAUUGAAGCUGACGAAUUUCUACAUGCACUGUUGGAAGCUCGAAGCGAAUAUUUUAGUUUUAAACAUACAAUUGCGAUUAUAAACCAGGAAAUUUUGUCUGCCAGUAAAUACAUUAGAUCUUUUGUUGCAUGGUUUGAAAUUGAAUGCUAAUUCAGAUAUGGAGUAUAAGCAGGAGCUCACAGACGGCAGGCAAUGGCAUGCCUCCGAAUGUAUUUCUGUGUAUAAAAAUAUCUGCCGUUCGGAGUCGGCUUGAAACUGUAGGUCCCUCCAUUUGGGGAACAACAUCAAGACGCACGCCACAAAUAGAAGGAGGAGCUCGGCCAAACACCCAAAAAGGGUCUACACGCCAAUUAUAUAUAUAUCAUAUAUAGCUCACAGGCGUCAUACAGACCUAUAUCGAUACCGCACGGCGCACAGCAGAGCAUAAAAUCCAAAUGGAUUAAAUAAAAUUAAUAUAAAUUUAAAUGAAAUUAAAUAAUUUAUUUUUCAAUAAAUUUUUCAAAGUUUAAGAACUUAUGUUCUAAAUACAGAUUAUAAAAAUCAAGUUUUUCUUAUAUCUUAAAAAAAAAAUUUAAAAUUCUCAUUCAUCAUCGAUUUCACAAAG